AUGUCCUACACCAAGUCCUUGCUCCUCGCCCUCGGCAUCUCCGCUGUCCAGGCGGUCCCCAAGCCUCGAGGUGACGAGGGCAUCCGAUGGGGGAAGUGCGACAUCGACACGCAGGGCCUACCAGUCGAGUGCGCCAAGCUUACCGUGCCGCUCGACUACUCUGACGACUCUUGCGAGGAUACCCUGGACCUCGCCCUAAUCCGGUACCCAGCGCAGAACGGACCCUCUCAGGGGACAAUCAUGCUCAACUUUGGCGGCCCCGGCCAAGACGGAUUAAACAGCAUGAUCAGCUACGCGCCGAUACAGGGACCGGUUACAGGUGGCCAAUUCGACCUUGUGAGCUGGGAUCCCCGCGGGACCGGCCAGACCCUCCGCUUUGCCUGCUUCGAGCCGGAAGAAAUCGGCGUGACGUUAGCCCAUGAGCUCCCGGACGAGUCGCCCGAAGUCCGCCAGAGGGUCUGGGACGAGGCCGGCUACAUCGCGGGGAACUGCAGCGAGCGGCUCAGUGAGACAGGUGACCUCGUGGGAACGGCUUUUACCGUGAGGGAUAUGUUCCAGAUUGUCGACGCGCUCGGCGAGGAUGGGAUGCUGCGAUACUGGGGUAUCUCCGGUGGCACUACGCUCGGCGCGACGGCUGCGGCCAUGUUCCCUGACAGGAUCGACAAAGUCAUUCUCGACGGCGUUAUGAACGCCCACGAAUACUACCACAGCGUAGGAGAGACGAACAUCGUCCUCACGGCCGACGAUACCUUCCUAGGGUUUAUCAACGCGUGUUUUGAUAAUCCCAAAAAGUGUCCCCUCGCCACCAUCACAGACUCUCCUGAUGCCGCGCUCAAGGUCAUCGUCGACACUUUCGAGACGCUUAAGACGGAGCCGCUCCUCGUCCCUGUAGAGGACGCCGACCCUGUCGCCAUUACCUAUUCCAUCGCCAAUUCCUUCACCCUCAGCACACUCUAUCGCCCCAACUCGUACCAGCUCCUCGCUAGCAUUCUCACGGCCGUCGUCAAGAGGGACACAGUCGCGCUAGUGGAAGCCUUCUCGGGUGAUGGUAGCCCGAGCGCCGUCCCGCAGCAGGGUCAGGCCGUCAUGGGCAUCCGCUGUGGCGACAAGAUCCCGCGGGUGGACGAUCUGUCAGACCUCGACGAGGUAGACGAAGACUUCCGCGAGACCAGCAAGUACUUCCCGGGUUUCGGCGUCGGCUACUACGUCUACGCGUGCGCGCAAUGGGGCUUCGAGGCAAAGGAGCGCUACGAGGGCGACUUCCAAGUCCGUACAUCGUCCCCGCUGCUGUUCAUCGGGAACACAUACGACCCUGUCACACCGCUCGCAUCGGCGAGGAACAUGAGCGCGGGCUUCGAGGGCUCCGUGGUGCUACAGCAGGACGGUUUCGGACACACCUCGAUUGCGCAGACCUCGAACUGCACGAACGAGGCCAUCGCAAAGUACUUCGCCGACGGGACGCUGCCGGAGGAGGGCACUGUUUGCGCGCCGAACCACCCACUUUUCGCAAACGAUGAGGAGAUCUAG
Messenger RNA from Chaetomium fimeti, 1527 nucleotides. RefSeq names its product TAP-like protein-domain-containing protein. Lineage: Eukaryota; Fungi; Ascomycota; Sordariomycetes; Sordariales; Chaetomiaceae. The transcript has 4 exons. The record is from RefSeq and is a predicted model, not a curated record. Bases 1 to 1527 code for a protein of 508 amino acids.